ACUUUCUGCUUUGCAAAAAAAAAAAAAUUACAUUCCUUCAUUUUAUACACCACACAUAAUAGCAUACCAUUACUUUGCCUUCAAUGGGACGGCCUGCACAAACCACUAUCAAACGAUUUGUCUCCAAUGUUGUAGAGAAGCCCCAAGUGUUCUUUACAGCUAACGACAAGAUCGUCGAUCAAGCCCUUGGCGUGGCAAAACACUUUUAUAAUACAGCCAAAAAGAAUGAAGAACUUGAAUUCUCGCCAUUUCCCGAAUUAUUGACAGAAGGCUUCGAUCGCGAUCAGAUCUGGGAAGAGAUUGCUACACAGAACGAACCUUUCUUAAGCUACGCCAAAACUACCGUCGCCGAAUUCGCUCGCAAGCGUAAACGAUCUGAAUUAGAACAAGAAUUGGAAGCCGAGCAAGACGAUGAAGAAGAAAGUGUCUCGGGUAGAUCUAUGGAUCUUGACGACGACGAGAACGAGGACAGUGGAUCUGGCUACGACAAUGAAGAGUUUUUGAAGGCAAGCGAUGACGAAGCAGAACAAGAAGGCGACGAAGAGGAAGAACUGGGCGCUGAUGAUUUGGAGCAAGACGACGAUCUUGAAGAAGAAGAAAUAAACGAAGAAGAAGAAGAAAUCUCACCAAAGAAAAAGAAACGAUCCGAAGUGGAUGACGACUUUUUCAACCUGGAAGAGUUCAAUAACUGGACCGAAAAACAAGAAGAACUUGACAUGAUGUCAGAUCGAGAAGAGGAAGACGAUGCAUUAGAUUUUGACAACGAUAUGAAUGAUGAAGAAGACGAAGAUGAUGACGAGGAUUUAGGAGACGUAUCAGAAAUGAAGUUCGAGGAAUUUUUCUUGCCUGCAAACAAGAAACGUACAAGCGCAAAACCUAUAAAGCAAGUCAAAUUUGCAUUAGACGGCGGCGAUGACGAUGAAGAGGGGGAGUCAAGGCUCGACGAUGAAGAAGAUCUUGAAGGACUCGACAAAGACGAGCCACUCGGAGACGAUGACGACGACGACGACGACGAAGAGUUAAUAGAUCAAGACGAAGAGGACGAAGAGGAUAAGGAUGAACAUUCGGCACGUGAUCUUUUUGCAGCUGAUGAAGAAGAGGAGGAAGAGGAAGACGAGUCAUCCGUACACCAGAAGCGACUGGAUCGCAUCAAAGCACAAAUCGAACAAUUCGAGCAAGAAAACAUUGACGCUAAACACUGGACACUCCGUGGUGAAGCCACUGCUAAAAGUCGACCGGUCAACAGUCUUUUAGAAGAAGAUUUAGAAUUCGAUCAUUCCGCAAAGCCUGUCCCCGUCAUCACACAAGAAACCACAAAUGCAUUAGAAGAUAUCAUCAAGAAACGUAUUUUAGAUAAUCAAUUUGACGAUGUCGAACGGAAACAAGAUCCGACGCUCAGACCCUUCUUACCAUCAAAACGUGUGAAUAUCAGCGAUGAACGAUCGAAGCGAUCACUUGCCGAGCUGUACGAAGACGAUUUUGUCAAGCAAAAGACCGGUGAUACGACGAAUGAAAAGGACGAGGCAUUGAAGCAGGAGCAUGAGGAGAUUACUAGCAUGUUUGAUUCAUUAUGUCACAAGUUGGAUGCGCUCAGCAACUUCCACUUUACUCCAAAGGCACCCAAGGCCGAGGUGACUAUUGUCAGCGAUGCACCUGCCAUCAGUAUGGAAGAAGUGACACCUGUCAAUGUCUCGGAAGCCACGUUGCUUGCACCGGAGGAAGUGUAUGAGAAGAAGCAGGGCGAUGUCAAGAGCAAGUCGGAAAUGUCUCAGGACGAGCGUAAGCGGGCACAUGCACAAAAGAGAAAGAUGAAGCGGAAGGAGAAGUCCAUGAAGGAGCGAGAAAUGAAGCUGAUCAGCAAGAUGAAUCCGGGCAUGGGACACAAGCAAGCCAAGAUGAAGGCUGUAAAGGACUUACUCGGACAAAAGGUAACUUUGCGAUUAAUUUACUACUCCAUCUCCGCACGCUUUGCUAAAUUGGAAUGUCUUCUUUUCAGAACGUGGAAAUUAUCAAGAGUAAAUAAGGGCGGUAUUUCAUUGUUGGCGUUUUUUAAUAUAAAACAAUACGAGAAAAAAAUAUAUACAGUUAUGAUUUGCACGAUCCCGUCAUUAUGUGUAUGGGCGCAGAAGAUAUAAAAGAGAGAGAGAGAGAGAGAGAGAGUGUGUGGAUCCACCGAUAUACAAAAGAAGAGAGAAAAGAAAAAGAGUAAUUCAUAUUGCUGGGAGAAAGGGGAUAAGGCGUACAACGCCUGAGGGAUGGUGGGGAUGAUUGAUACGGAUAAAGAGCAUAUAAAUUAGGACAAUAAUAGAAAGGUAGGACGUAGAUACAUUAAGUUAUAUAGGCAGAGAAAGAGAGGGUAUGUCGUUGUUGUAGUAGU
Zychaea mexicana is the source of this 2377-nucleotide messenger RNA. Its product is annotated as U3 small nucleolar ribonucleoprotein complex, subunit Mpp10. The coding region runs from base 84 to 2135 and encodes 683 amino acids. The transcript is spliced from 7 exons. Gene Ontology annotation, cellular component: sno(s)RNA-containing ribonucleoprotein complex; nucleus; small-subunit processome. Gene Ontology annotation, biological process: rRNA processing. The record is from RefSeq and is a predicted model, not a curated record. NCBI's taxonomy places the organism in Eukaryota, Fungi, Mucoromycota, Mucoromycetes, Mucorales, Lichtheimiaceae.